Messenger RNA from Harpegnathos saltator (Jerdon's jumping ant), 3393 nucleotides. RefSeq lists its product as uncharacterized. The transcript has 6 exons. Bases 201 to 2120 code for a protein of 639 amino acids. Lineage: Eukaryota; Metazoa; Arthropoda; Insecta; Hymenoptera; Formicidae. The record is from RefSeq and is a predicted model, not a curated record.
CUCACUCUCUUUUCUUUCUGAUUGGUGCGUAUUUUUACCUGCUAACCAAGAAAUUCAGUCGAAACAUUAACAAAUCGUGGGUCAAACAGUGAAUAUAAUCGUAGAUAUCAAUUUGCAAAUUUAGCGUUUCUUUCCUCCAUUGGAUUACUUGGUUAUAUUGUUCAACAAGGAAUUGUUGGAGCUGUUUUACAAGAUAAACAAUGGAUAACGUAAAUACAGAAGAAUUGAACGAGAACGCAAGUGAGAAGAGUUGGGUCCUAAUAAACAGGAGCACUGAACAAACCUGUGAUAAUGAAACUAAUCAGUUACCAGAAUUGCAAGAGGAUUUAAUUAACAAGACUCAGGUGAUACAAGUACCAAAUAAUGGCAUUGAAAUAUUAUGUGAAUAUACAGAUUCAGACGACACAUCCAAUGAUAUAUCUGUCAUAACAGAAAAUGAUACAGAUGCUCUUAACAAAAUUCUUUUAACUAAUGAAAAUAACACAAUAUCUGAACCUGAGUACAUGAUUGACAAAGUCAUUCGUUACUUUCAAUUACAAAAUAAUAUAACAAAAAAUAAUACAGGUGUUUUAAAUAAAAAUGUUUCAUCAACUCGUUUAAAUUACAAUAGAUAUAGAUCUAAGGAUAUGUUUGAUAAAAUCAUUCAUCAGAAUUCAUCAGAAAACCAAUCAGAAAAUGAUAUCAAGGGAGACAUGAUGUUAAUUCAUAUGUUACUUGUCUGUAUAACUUUUUGUCUUAUUGGUUAUCUUUCUUGCGGUAUUUGGCAAAUUAAUAGGAAUACGGAUGAAAUUAAAAAUGGUCUAACUGAAUGUCGUAGUAUUAUUAAUACUUUCAAAGAAGUGAAUAUAACACUAAGUGAAAUCAAAGCACAUAUUGUAAUGAAAAAUAAACUUAACGAAGAUCGUGCUAAGCAGCUUUUAAAAAGUAUUAAUUAUUCUAAUAAAAUGAAUAAUUUCAACAAUAAUACAUACCUAUUGGAUCAUCUUGAAAUAUUCUUAAAUGUAUUAUCAUUAUUGAGUAACGAUAUUUAUAACAGCAAUAGCCUGUUGAAAAAUGAGAUAAACAAGACCCUAGAUGUCAUAAAUAAUACAAAAGCAUUUUAUGAAACUUUAAUAUCAUUUAAUAAUAAUACUAAAAAUAUGAAUGCUUUUGCUAUUGUGCAAUUUUUACAAAAUGCUAUUGACAAGAUACAUCAUACCUCUCAUUCACUUCUCAUUGAUUUAGUAAAGAAAAUAAGCAACAUAAUGUUAAAUAUACAUAGUAAGUAUAGUAAAAUGGGAUAUAAAUUAAAUGAACAAGUGUGCUACUUGAAAAGUAUGUUACCUGAAGAUAACGAAUUUCUAAAACAAUUAACUGCAAAGAGCCAGCUUUUAAGUAACUAUGAGAAAUAUUGUUAUUUGAAAAAUACAUCAAUGAAAUUCAAUGGCAAAGCAAAUAAGGAACAAGAUACAAAGACAAAUGAUAAAAAGAAGCAAACAAAAAGAGCUGAUGAUUCAGUGUUGCAAAAAAUGUUUGAGGAAAAGGAUACUCAGACAGCUGAUGCUAAAAUAUGUUGUGAUAAAAUAACAAAUGAUUAUUCAUACCCUACCAUAAUAGGUCAGUGUAUAGAUGAAACACUGAACCAUAGUUUUGAUGAGACUAGGGAAAACACAAAAAUUACAUCAGAUAAUGGAAAAAUUACUACAAAUAAAACCAAGAUAAAAGAACCAAUGCCAAAUAACUAUUCCAGAUCAAACGAUUUUGCCAAAAAAGUCUCUAAUACUGAUAAACCAGUUAGAAACAAGAACAUACCACCCAAAAUUAAAAAGAAAGACCAUGUACCAAAAUUGGGUAAAAGUCAUAAAAAUUUAUUUAAGGACGAACCAGUGGAGCAAGACCAUCAUCAAAUGAAAAGUGCGGAUUGGCUGUUCAAAAGGUCUAAUGGACGGGAGAAAUUACGGAAGACUUCGAAUACAUAUUUACCUAAAGUUCGCAAAGCCUCCGAACUCGAACUUGAGAUUGAUGCAAGUAUACAUGAUAUGAUAGAAAAAUUUGGAGAGAACAUUGAUAAAACUUUGCGUCUUCUUAAACAAAAGAUGGAGCAGGUUCUAGAAGAACGCAGUUUCUUCAAAAGGAAGUAGUGUGAUGUUAGUUAUUAUAGUAUUAUUAUAGUAUUAUUUCCAUCAUAUUUCCCUUACGAUCUCUAUCCUAGGGUAUUUUUUACAUGAUAGUAUAACGAUAGGAGAAAUUAACAGAUAUUCGAAAAUGCAAAAAUAUGCAAAUGUACAAAAAUAUUCAAUGUGCGUUUGUGAUUGUGUGUUAUUUGUUUUUUAUAAUUAAAUUUCAAUGCUUGCAUUGCGUUGCGGAAACAAAAUUUGUUAUGCAGUAUAAUGUGAGAUUUGUCGCAUUUUAAUAACUUGUUUAUCGUAAUUUUCAUUUUGAAUCUCAUUUGUUCUAAGAGACUAGGAGAUAGAAAUAGAGUUGAUACAGUUUUAUUUUGUGAAAUGGAAAACAUGUGCACAACAAGCCAUGACAAAUUAUCAUUAGUGAUAAAAACGACGUCCAAGUGACCUGUUUAAUAGUAUAAUUUUAACGUGAAAAGAGUAUAAUGUACAUUAUUAAUAUAUAACGCCAUAUAUUUUCAUCGAAAAUUCUAAAAAAUAUAUAUUUUUGUGAAGCUCUACCUGUGGUCUAUUUGUAUAUGUGUAUUUGUAAUUACAUUCAUCGGAGAUUGCAAUGCGCUACGCAUUCGGUGCUAAACGUGACUUCGAGUCUGAAGCUCAACUAGAUCUUUUUCAUUUUUGCGCGAAACCCUCGAUUGUCGAAUCAUCGUCGAACAGCGCGUCACGACGAUCUGAGUCAUGGUAUCGUCUAACUUCAGACGUGAUGCGUAUUUGGCGUCGGGUUUGUGUAUAUACGCACUUCAACUUAUUCUACAUAUUUAUCUGCUAUAUAUAGUCAGCCACGCGCGUAUGGUACGUAUCGCCAAAAUAUUUAUUUUCUCGGGACGGAGUUUCUGGAACGCGCGACAUUUUAACCUGUCGCGCGAAUUUCGCCAGCAGAAUCGAAUAGCGCGUCUCUACGACGCGACGUUAUUGGCGCAUUUGCAAGUCGAUCGCGUCGAGAGCAGUGCGAAAUACCAAUCAACGCAGUCCGCGAAACACUUGUCGCGACCCUCUGCGGUUUAUCGCGUAUGAUGCAUUGAUAUGUAUUCUAUUCGAGGCGAGAAACGAGUUCGUUGUUUCAAAUAUAAACAACAGAGACUGACUUCGACAGGACACGAUGAAUGAGCGGAUACUCGGCCGGGGUGGGCGUUUAUUCGUCGAUUGAACGACAAACGAUUGCAAAUGAGAUUUUUCGUGUUUCCGAGAGGCACGCUCAACGCCUGACAUUGAUGUCGGAGCAACAAAGGAA